This is a messenger RNA of Periconia digitata, 2758 nucleotides long. The record is from the annotation of a GenBank genome assembly. NCBI's taxonomy places the organism in Eukaryota, Fungi, Ascomycota, Dothideomycetes, Pleosporales, Periconiaceae.
UGUGAAUUGGUGGGUUCUGUCACAAUCUAUUCUGGCGUUCGCAGCUUCGUCCUAGUCGACAAACAGUUUUCCAAACCCUCACCUCUCGAGACCUACUUAAACAUCCUCACGGCUGGGAGUUUCCUACUACUCCUUGUCGGUAUACCGUAUUCUUUGCCAGGACCUUGCCAAGACUACUUACACACCAUGGGAGACGACACCCAAUCGGCGAAAUCGGAAUAUGGCGAGCCUCCUCGCGAUUCUCUCGAUAUACUCAACGAUGAUUGCUUGAGAAUGAUCAUCUCGGAAGUGUGGACGAUAUGGGGUACAGAAGGUCUCAUCUCUUUGUGUCUUACUUCCCGUCGAUACUACACGUUAACGGUUCGGAUAUGGUAUAGCGCCAUCACCAUUAACUUCCUAGAUACGAGGGAAAACCACAAACUUCGACGAUUGAUGAAUGCGACCCCACGUUUUCGUAAUAAGAUUAUAACUAUGUAUGUUGAGCCGCACCCCAACUGGAACCCUGCCGACGACAGCUCUAACACCACCGCCUUGGUGUCCCUACUCAAAAAAUUGCCCAAUUUGACAUUGAUCAUUUGGCGCGGAAAGAUGUCGAUACCCCCUGAAUGUCUCGAUGUGCUUGCAUCAUACCCCGAGCUCGAGUUUGUUAUAGAAGCCCUGCGCAAUGACAGUUAUAUAAAAUGGCCACAAGUUCAAGGGGGUCGGUGGGAUUUUCUUACACAUCCAGUCGCAUCCUUGUUGACCAUGUUUGAAUGGGUUCCCGAUGAUACAGAGCAAUUCUACGAAGGGUUCAAGAAAGAUUUGGUGACUAUGCUCAAGUCCAACAGCGUACUGUUGGUACUCGCGAUCAUGCCGCAGUGCCAUUGCAACAUUGAAUACCCUGAAAUGGCCCUGGAAUUUAGCACGCAUCAAUUUCCGAAACUACGAGUGCUCAAGUUGGAUACCAAUAUCAAGAUGUUCUCGAUUCAAGAAUUGGUUCUGUGGGGUAAGGACAAUACCUGGGAAGACAUGGACGAAUUAUUUAUCCCUUCGAAAUUCGUUCCUGUCUUUCUCGAAAACACACCCAGCUUGUGCUCAUUAUACAUUCUGACGUCGCUCGACCAAUACAUGAACGAGUGGUUGAGCACAUCAUAUGCUAAGCCCACUCUCGAGAAAUUGCAUACUCUGACUGCUUGCGACAAGUUAGUUUUCUUUAAUACCGACAUCUACAAGACGUUGAAUCUGGAUCUUCUAAGAUUGAUGCCAAAUCUCGACACCUGCAGGAUCAAGAGUCAUCGGGCCAAUCCCGAGCGAGGUACCAUACAUGGAGAAUCUGACAUCUACAGAUUAAGGCAGCUGUGCCCUAAGAUUUCCGAAUUCUACCUUACUAUCAACAUACAGGAUGGCUGGCCUUUCCGGAUCUUUCGUGAAGUCUCACUCUUCCAGGAUGUUUGGUUGAUUGAACUGCAUAUCAACCGUCUAACGACACCGAAAGAGUAUGAGAAACUAUUCAACUACAAAAGUUGUCGCAGUGCAUACAAAUACAUGGUUCUCAGUCGGAAAGCCAGCGGAUUGAAACCCUGUGGAAGCUUCAGAGUCGUAUUUGUGCCUGUGGAAAAUUAUCUAAUCAGAGGCCAAGAGCCUUUUGAUUUCCCCGAAUAUUGCUUUACGCUCGAAAAUGAAGAAAACGUUCAGUGCGAUAUCACCAAGAAUCACUGGAGUGUCACCACAGGGCAAGAGUCGUCCCGGAUUCCGACACCCCCCCAAGCCUAUAAUUCCCUCGAUGACGACGAGCUCAGGGCAGAAAUGAAUCGAAAGAAGCACAGACAAAAGCUUAACAAAUACAAGUCGAUCUUCAAUAGUCGCAAAACGUACGAGGCUGAGGAACAGGAGCUGCAGAAGAUGCAGAAGGAGAUAGAGUGGAGAGAGAGGAAGAAGGUGUUGUCAGCAAAAUUUGGCGAAUACACUACACUCUUUGAUGUGUGGUAUAACCAAGAUACCACAAAGGAAGAGCACUAGUAAUUAUUCUACGGAGGUCGCGGAUGGGGACUGGGACAAGAUCCUGUAUUGUGAGUGAGCCCGCCAUGAUCGUGCGUAGGGAUGGCGUGAAGGGAAUCUUUUCUGACAGUCCCACAGCAUCCACCAACAUGUUUGAUUCGAGAUACGAGAUUUCGAUAUUGAAAAUAAGGGUGAAUCUGCUGCAACUACUGAUGGGAUAUGCUCAUCAUCGGGCGGGCUUUUUGCUUGGUUCCGCACCCGCAAGUUGGGUGGUCUGCCCAUCACUGAUCGGUGUACCUGUACUUUUACCGAGUCCAUGCGACUCCAUGUCUUUGAGCGUUCACAAUACAACACUACCCACGGUGUGGUUUUAUGUAUAUGCGCGAAAACGUGGCUCCAACUGAAUGACUGCGCGUGCGAUAGUACAUUCCAUAUUCACAUAAAAGCGCGAAUUCAUCAUGAAAUAACAGUUUUAGAAUAGCCCAAUGACAGGAGGACAUAGAAAUAAACGACCUGUGAGAACUGAUGAGCCUGAUAGGCCGCGUUCAAGUUUUGUGCGCUUCCGCUACCACACCACCACUACCAUAACUACAACGAAAACAACAACAACAACAACAACAACAACAACAACAACACCUCCCAAUGACCAGAAAAUCAUUCGUAAGCCACAUAAGACAAGAACAAUGAGAAGAAAAAGAACAUAUAUUAAGAACUUGAGAUUUCUUAUGAAAAUAAUAAUAGCCCUACCACCUCCCUCAUCAGCCAGGCCAACCCGCAAAGC